Brassica napus (rape) is the source of this 5543-nucleotide messenger RNA. Its product is annotated as polycomb group protein EMBRYONIC FLOWER 2-like. Gene Ontology annotation, molecular function: chromatin DNA binding. The transcript has 17 exons. Gene Ontology annotation, cellular component: nucleus. The record is from RefSeq and is a predicted model, not a curated record. The coding region runs from base 2610 to 4160 and encodes 516 amino acids. NCBI's taxonomy places the organism in Eukaryota, Viridiplantae, Streptophyta, Magnoliopsida, Brassicales, Brassicaceae.
GCAAAAAAAAUUAAUGAGCCUAAUACAUGUGAGGUAGAGAUUUGAUUUUUUUGAAGAUUUAUUGACAACUCAAUGUGAUGAUUCCAUGUGAGAAAUUGUUAAACAUGUGUAUAAUUUUCAUGAAAAAUGUGUAAUUUCAUAUUCUUUCAAGAAAGUGCUAUAUUAAGUCUGCAUAAUAUAUAUCAUUAUUUGAGGUAAAAAAAAGUGUAUAUAAUCAAGAUACUGAUAAAAUAAAUGAAUAUAUAUGUUAUCCCAAACAACAGGUAAUUUCUUAGUUUAAGGUUUUAUUUUAUAAGCCUAUCGGCUGAUCUGAUCGGUCCCGGGAGGAAUGCACUUAGUGCUAUAUAGUGGACUAGCCCGAAAGCAUACCACACUACUUAACCCGAGUUUGGAAUACCUUCCGACUUAUGCCAGUGGGUGGACCAAUCAUCUGUUAUGGUCAACCAUGUAAAUCACUUGGGCCGAAGCCCAAGCCCAGACUGACCAAGUAGUGAUAAUUUAGUUUCCAGGGGGAAUCGAACACACUACUGAUGUGGAUACUCACCAAGCCCCAAGAAAGUUAGUUUAAGGUUUAAUUCACUUUUUUCUUAUUUGUUAUGAUUUUCGUUCAUUCAUUUUUGCUUUCUUUUAAUAUUUGAUAAGGUGACAAGCGUUUUUAUCUUAAUUCAGAUAUUAUUGAUACAUUUAUAUGGAAAAGACGGAAUAAUAUGGUUUUUAGUAACAUAGAUAUUGAUCCUCGACAUACUUUUGGCAGUAACCUAGGCUACUAUUGGGGAAGAGGCACAUGAAUCACUAAUAUAACAAGCGAGUCAAACUUGAGAGAGGAAGAUGAAAAGUUUGCCUCAAAUUCCUGGAUGGUGGUGUUUUACAGAUGAAUCAUGGAAAGAGAAGGAAAAUUUAUCGAGGCAAAUAUGGUAUAGUAUGUUAUAAGGUUUUGAUGGUUUGAUGGGCGCAAGAAAUACGAAAACCAGUCUCUCACUCAUUUACUCGGAAAUUGAAGCUUUGAUUUGGGAAAUGGAAAGUAAAAAAAAGUUUCAUGUGACGUUUGCAAACGAUUAUUCACAGUUGGUGAAGAUGAUUUUGGAACCAGAAGAAUGGUCGGUUUGCAACAUUUCUCCAAGACAUCAAGAAACCAAAAGAGAGCUUCAAUCACUCAGAGUUGAUACAUGUUCCUAGAACAGAGAAUACAAGGGCGGAUAUGCUUGCGCGCAGUGCUCGGAAUCAAUCGUCUUUUGUUGUUCAUAUGAACGCGGAGUUACCAUUUUGGUUUGCUGAAUUGUAGCGGAAUCUGUUUAUGUUUCUGACAAAAGAAAAAAAAAUGAUAUGGUCUACAAUCAACAAUAUCUAAACAUCACUAGGAUCUAUGGAUUACAAACCAUAAUUUAUAGUUGAGGAUCAAUGAUCUUAUUUUGUAUUAUUUUUGCCAAAACAAAGGAUAAAAUUAAAGAUUCUAAUAACUAAUGAAAAAAUAGAAGCAAAAAAGCACAUUAAACAUAUUGUACAAAGAGGGUUUUCAGAACAUUUACACUAUGUGCGUAUUUUCCAGAUUUUAGACAAAAUAUAUACGUGGAAGCACCGUAGUGGUUAAGGUUUAAAGGUUUUUACACCCAGGUCCAGGGUUCGAACCCCAAUGCAAUUUCUUGUAGAUUACAUGAAAUCCAGGUUUCAAAUCCCAGAGAAGAGCGAUUUAUUAAUGCAGACUACAAAAAGAAAGCUUCAACAUGGUGCAAGUAAAUCUGGUCAGAAAUGAAUCUUCAUAUGACGGCUCAGAUGAUGCAGUUAGGCGUAGAUCUUCAUAAAGCAGGUAGUAUUGUCGGUUGUCGAUUGUGUAUGUAAACUUUUCUCAUAAAUGUAAUGUCAUAAUGUCAUAAUAAAUCACCGUUAAAAAAAAAGACAAAAUAUAUCUAUUUGCUGAACAAUAACUUAUUAGAAUUUAUUAUGUUGGUUUUUGAAUUAAUAAUGUGUAUACUAAUAAAUAUUUAUAAGGAUCGUUUUUUCUAUUUUUUAUUUUAACAGAAUAAAUUGUUCUAAAGUAUAUAAUUGUUAAAAAGUAUAUCAAUUUUAAUAAAUAUUAUUUGGUUGAUAAAUAAAUUAAAAUCAAUUACAAAAAUGCAGUUUGGGUAUUAUAAAACAAACUAAGUAAAAUAUAUUAUUUCAGCAGUAAAAAUAAUAAAAAGAAGUUUUCAAGAUAUUUCUUAGCAUUUUAGAUUAUAUAUGAUACUUUCCUAUAUUUGACCAAAAGAAAAAAAGAUACUUUCUAUAAAGAAAAAUAUACUUUGAAUAUAUUAACACAUUUCUCUAUUGCUACAAAUACAGUGUUCUGAAGUUUGUGUUAUUGUGUCCUUUCGCUCUUCUAUAUAAAAGUUUGUAGCGAGAAUGCCAGUCAAUCCUCUCAUCAUUCGUAAAACCUCUUCGUAUGUUCAUCAUCCGCUUAUUAUUCAUUUCGCCUCCAUUCGAUUAAAAGCUGAAUAAGGCUUUACAUCUUUAAGUGAAAUUUAGACAACUUUUAAGUACAUUAGUAUGCUUAUGGAUUCGUUGGUGUAAUAGUUGAAGAAUGUUUAUUGAAAUUCCUUUUUUGUAUUUUUUGUUUUUACAUAUUUUGAUGACGUAUGAACUGCAAUUGUUCCAGAAUGAUAGAUCAGAUGGACAUGGAACACUUCCGUGCGCAUAUGUCUGACGAGGAGAAGAUUGCUGCUGAAGAGAGCCUCAAAGCAACGUAUUGCCCGCCUGUAGAGUUCUACAUCUUUUUCCAGCGUCGUGCUAUUAAGAAUCCCUUGUUUCUUCAGCGAAGUUUGAAUUAUAAGAUUGAAGCCAAACAUCAAAGGAGAAUACAAAUGACUUUGUUCCUUCCGGGCAGUAAAGAUGCUGCUGGUGUAGAAACUCAAGAACUCUUUCCUCUUUUUAUUAUGCUGGCAAGACUCGUUUCUUCUAAGACUACCGCCAAGUCUUCUGCAAUAUAUAAGUUCAGUCGAACAUGUAUCCUAACUGGGGAUGAUGGAGUUAGUCAACCUCAAGCCAAUUUUCUUCUCCCUCGAAUGGAUAGACUCGCGUUGGAUGCAAAAUCAGGAUCACUCGUUAUCUUAUUUAUCAGCUUUGCUGGUGCGCAAAAUUCUCAAUCUGGCAUUGAUUCAAGCAAGAUCCAUUCAGGAAACAUAGGUGGACAUUGCCUAUGGAGCAAAAUACCCUUGGAAUCUCUCUAUUCUUCGUGGAAGGAAUAUCCAAAUAUGGACUUGGGAGAGAAAGCAACUUCAGUCUCUCUUGUUGAAAUGCAGCCUUGCUUUUUACAGCUAAUGUCUAUGAGUGAGAAGUUUGUCGAGAUUCAGGUUCCCAGCAAUCCCCUCACCUCGAGCUCACCGCAGCAAGUCCAAGUCACCAUAUCUGCACAAGAGGUUGGAGCAACGGAAAAUCCUCCUUAUCGUUCUUCAUUUUCAUUUAAUGACUUCCCUGCCUCUUCAGUAGUGUUGCCAAUUCACAGGUUGAGAAAAGGACAAGUAGCUUUCAAUUACAGUUACUAUAACAACAAAUUACAGAAAACUGAAGUAACUGGAGACUUUACUUGUCCAUUCUGCUUAGUAAAAUGUGCCAGUUUUAAGGGCCUGGAGUGUCACAUGCCAUCAACCCAUGAUCUCUUCAAUUUCGAAUUUUGGGUAAAUGAAAAAUAUCCGGCUGUAAAUGUGUCUCUCAAGAGUGAGGUAACGUUCACCGAGACUAAUAAGGGCGACCCUAACGCAAGGCUGGAACCAUACCCUUUCUCUUCAAUGAAAUCCAGCCGUAGGAAGCAGAAGACUCCGGCAAGGAACCCAAGGCCGAGGCCAAUUAAGACUGACGAUGCUGCUGACUCUGUUAAAAGUGAGAAGAGCCAAAUACCACCUGGGGGUGCUGAGUCGUCUAGUCAAACAGUUCCUCCAGGAAUGGGUCCUGCAGACUUGCAAAUGAUGAACAUGUGGAACUCUUUUAUGAAGAAGCACCGAGUUAUCACAGGUGGUUGCAUCGCAUGUGGAUGUGAGGCGUUCUCAAAACUACACGGACCCUUCUUGGUCCGAAAUCUGGACUUGCUCUGGUGCUGGAAAAAGUAUAUCUGGACACUGAAGAUUUAUGGCCGCCUUGACGCCCAAACCUUGAACAACUGUAUGGUGCUUUUCGAACAGCUUGCAAAUUGAAGACCCAGAAGCCUUUAUUUAAGUUUUAAAAAAAACUCUAAAUAAUAGAAAAAGGAAAUGAGAGUAGGUUUUAACUACUUUUGGACCCCUUUUAUCCUUUUUCGUUUUGGAUGUUAUUAUUUUACAUUAUCCCUUAAUUUCCCGUUUGAGUGUUAUUAAAUUACUUAUUUUUAUUUUGGAGUUAUUAAUUUGCUUUACAGAAAAGUUUGUAUAUUACAUUUGUCUGAAAUAUAUUUUACCCGAUAAAUGGUAGGUAAUUAAUGAAACGGGACUAAAUAAUUGUCCAUCAGCAUUCUGAAGAAUUCAUUCUAGGGUUCAUGCUUGAAUUGAUUGUAGGAUUUUAUUUAAUUACUACUUUUUUCCUUCUUCUUUGGCUUAGUUUGAGGUUUUACUUUUACCCCAUCCAUUCUUUUUUACUUAUUUUCCAUUGGUCAUAAAGUCGUUCCUUAGAUUAUGUUUCUUACAAAUGGAGACGUUUGUAGUCUCGUAUAAGGAAAGCUCACGGUCUAUAAGAUCACCCUUGAUAGCAGAGGGACUGGCCCUAAGAAGCGCGGUCGUGAAGUGCAUAGAGAUGGGAUUCCAUCGAGUGCAGUUUCAGUCUGAUUCAUCCCAACUUAUUCAGUCUAUCAAGCAGUCUGGGGAAGCUUUGUUGAAUUAUAUGGUAUUGUUUCAGAUAGUUUGAGGUCUUUUCUCUUAUUUGGAUUCCCGGUAUUAGGGCAUCCGCAAUGGAGAGUAUCUCUACAAAUCUCCAUUAAAAUCAUAAAUUAAUAAUAUGCCUAUAUAUACAUUUUAUAUAAUUAUAAACUAAAUAUUAUAUCGUUGGUUUUAUAUUCACAAUGAAAAUACAUCUAUUUCUCUUUUAACAUUUUAAUAUGUUUUGAUAAUAUUUAGUAAAAUUAUAACAAAAACCACAUUUAAAUUAUAUGAAGCAUUAAAAUAUACACCAAAUAAUAUAAUAAAAUUAACACGAUGAAAGUCGAAUUUCUAAAAUUUAAUUGAUGUAUAUACGCUAAAAUCAAAUAUUUUUUAUUUUAUAAAUAAAAAAUAUUCAAAAAUAGAAAAUCUAUAAAUAAAAAAAUUGUAAAUUAAUAACUUUAUAAAUUAAUAAAAUAUCAUAGUCCCAACAUUAUUAAUUUAUAUAGUUUUUAAUAUAGUAAGUUAAUGUGUUAAGCCAUGUAAUGUAACACCUGUUUUAGGCGACACCAAAAUGGCUCCUUUUAGACCUGACAUCUUCUCUGACGGCGACUACCCUGCAAGGAUUCCGGAGUCCUUUUCUUCCUCGUAGGGGAGACUACCCAACACUCCUUGUUAUCUAGGCUCGUUUUAAAAUCUCUGCAAGCUUUUUCUCUGGCUUUCUUGCCACUUUAAUCACUGUUUACACCC